UAUUAUCACCGUUGGAUCCUGUGCAGAACCGCAUACAUAACGCAUAUAAUACGCAUAUAAUACGCAUAUAUCCCGGUAUUUCAGCUCAUACAGCCUCUAUGAGCGCAGAUUAUGGGAUAUCAGAUGGAAAAGACAUGUUUGCUCUUGGAUUAGAAGGGUCUGCAAACAAGAUGGGUGUUGGAAUCAUAAAACAUCCGUUGAAAGGACCAGCAGAAAUGAUUAUUAAUCUCCGGCAUACAUAUAUUACGCCUCCAGGAGAAGGGUUCUUGCCAAAACAUACAGAAAAACAUCAUAGAGAAUGGGCGAUCAGAUUAAUUAAAGAGGCCAUGAAAAAAAGCGGGUUAAAAAUGAAGGAUAUUGACUGUAUAUGCUUUACAAAGGGACCAGGAAUGGGUGCACCACUCCAAACAGUAGCUAUUAUAGCAAGAACUCUGUCAAUUUUGUAUAAUAUACCUUUAGUUGGUGUAAAUCAUUGUAUUGGACAUAUAGAGAUGGGACGAGAAAUUACAGGAGCAAUAAAUCCAAUAAUAUUAUAUGUUAGUGGUGGGAAUACACAAGUGAUUGCAUAUGCUGAAAAAAGAUAUCGUAUUUUUGGAGAAACAUUAGAUAUUGCAGUUGGAAAUUGUUUAGAUCGCUUUGCAAGGUCGAUCUAUAUUUCCAAUGAUCCAAGUCCAGGAUAUAAUAUUGAAAAGCUUGCAAAAAAGGGGAAAGUGUUAGUUGAACUACCUUAUACAGUGAAGGGAAUGGAUUGUUCAUUUUCAGGCAUCUUGAGUGCAAUAGAAAGCAUUGCAAAUGAUUUUUUUGACAAAAAUACGAAAGAAUUUCGUAAAGAUUCACCCUAUACAAAAGAAGACUUAUGUUUUUCUUUACAAGAAAACGUAUUUUCCAUGCUUGUUGAGAUAACGGAAAGAGCAAUGGCACACGUGGAUAGUAAAGAGGUUUUAAUUGUUGGAGGUGUUGGUUGUAAUGAAAGAUUACAAGAAAUGAUGAAUUUAAUGGCACAAAGCAGAGGAGGGAAAUUAUUUUCUACAGAUGAGAGAUUCUGUAUAGAUAAUGGUUUAAUGAUUGCACACGCGGGAUUAUUAGCAUAUAAAACAGGGUUUCAGACUCUUAUUUCUGAUAGUCAAUGUACACAGCGUUUUCGUACAGAUGAAGUACUUGUUACAUGGAGAGAGUCAUAAAAUUAACAUUCUAUUAUUAAUUGUAUUUAUUCUUUUUGGGAAUAU
Molecule: messenger RNA, 1226 nt
Organism: Pneumocystis carinii B80
Lineage: Eukaryota; Fungi; Ascomycota; Pneumocystomycetes; Pneumocystales; Pneumocystaceae
Product: tRNA N6-adenosine threonylcarbamoyltransferase
Exons: 7
Coding region: 99-1181 (360 amino acids)
Biological process (GO): tRNA threonylcarbamoyladenosine modification
Cellular component (GO): cytoplasm; EKC/KEOPS complex
Source: RefSeq, a predicted model, not a curated record